Molecule: messenger RNA, 651 nt
Organism: Emiliania huxleyi CCMP1516
Lineage: Eukaryota; Haptophyta; Isochrysidales; Noelaerhabdaceae
Product: NADH-ubiquinone oxidoreductase flavo protein
Exons: 4
Biological process (GO): mitochondrial electron transport, NADH to ubiquinone
Source: RefSeq, a predicted model, not a curated record
AUGCGAGCAGUGCAGUCAGCCAGAAGAGGUGCGCGGCUUCCGUCGCCGCGCCUCUUCGCUGCGGCCGGCGUGGGGCCGGGCCGGAGGCACUACCAGGGCGGCCUCACCGAUAAGGACCGCAUCUUCACCAACUUGUACAACGACGACGACUUUGGGAUUGAGGGCGCGAUGAAGCGUGGCGACUGGUACAAGACCAAGGAGAUCGUGCUGCUGGGGCCGGAGCGGAUCAUCGCCGAUAUGAAGGGCUCCGGGCUGCGCGGCCGCGGCGGCGCCGGCUUCCCCUCGGGUCUCAAGUGGUCGUUUAUGCCGAAAAACAACAAGCAAGCCAGGCAAGCCCCGCCUCAAGCCGCCUUUCCCGGCAAACGCGGGCCUCUACGGCUGCCCGACCACGGCGAUGAACCCCCCACCCACCCCCCCUCCCGCCCCGUUGCCAACGUGGAGACGGUCUCUGUGGCGCCGACGAUCAUGCGGCGCGGCCCCGACUGGUUCUCGUCCUUCGGGCGGAAGAACAAUGCGGGCACAAAGCUGUUUUGCAUCUCUGGCCACGUCAACAACCCGUGCACGGACGUGGUUGGGGGGUGGGACAACCUGCUGGGCGUCAUACCGGGCGGCUCGUCGGUCCCGAUCCUGACGUCGGACAUCUGCGACGAG